UGAAAAUUAUGUGAAAGAAACACCACUUCAUUUAGCUGCUUUGAAUGGUCAUAAGAAUGUUGUCGAAUUUCUCAUUAGUAAAGGAGCCAAUGUUAAUAGUGAAAGUAAUGUGAAAGACACACCUCUUCAUUCAGCUGCUGAGAAUGGUCAUAGGAGUGUCGCUGAAAUUCUCAUCCGUAAAGGAGCCAAUAUUGCUAUUAAAAAUAAUGCGAAUUGUGUACCACUUCAAAUGGCUGUUAACAAUGGUCACAAUGAGGUCGCCAAACUUUUUACCGGUAAAGGAAACAAAAUUAAUAUUGCAGAGCAAUUGGAAUAGAUUCAAUUGGAUUCAGUACAAUGGUGACGAAUAGCUGAACCAAUUUAGCUGAAUAAUCGGAUGAUUUCCUUCGAUUCCCCUUUUCGAUUGUAGUGUAGAAAUAAUUUCAAAACAUUUUUUUGUCAUCUAUAACCAUACCAACCAAUAUUGUUGCUUUGUUCGACCAUCGACUAAUAUUCUGUAAAAAAACAGCUCAAG
This is a messenger RNA of Sitodiplosis mosellana (orange wheat blossom midge), 514 nucleotides long. RefSeq names its product putative ankyrin repeat protein RF_1087. The record is from RefSeq and is a predicted model, not a curated record. The annotation marks the transcript as partial. NCBI's taxonomy places the organism in Eukaryota, Metazoa, Arthropoda, Insecta, Diptera, Cecidomyiidae. Gene Ontology annotation, molecular function: protein binding. Gene Ontology annotation, cellular component: cytoplasm. The transcript has 5 exons.